AUGUCGGACGAGGAGCAUCACUUCGAAUCCAAGGCUGACGCCGGAGCUUCCAAGACCUAUCCUCAGCAAGCUGGCACUAUCCGCAAGAACGGUUACAUUGUCAUCAAGGGCAGGCCCUGCAAGGUUGUGGAGGUUUCCACUUCGAAGACUGGAAAGCACGGACAUGCCAAGUGUCACUUUGUUGGUAUUGAUAUCUUCACUGCCAAGAAGCUUGAGGAUAUUGUUCCCUCUUCCCACAAUUGUGAUGUUCCCCAUGUCAACCGUACUGACUACCAGCUGAUUGAUAUCUCUGAGGAUGGAUUUGUGAGUCUGCUGACUGAGAAUGGUAACACCAAGGAUGACCUGAGGCUUCCAACCGAUGACAGUCUGCUUACGCAGAUCAAGGAUGGCUUUGGUGAGGGGAAGGAUCUGGUUGUUUCUGUCAUGUCUGCUAUGGGAGAGGAGCAGAUUUGUGCUCUCAAGGACAUUGGUCCAAAAUAG
This is a messenger RNA of Prunus armeniaca (apricot), 480 nucleotides long. The record is from the annotation of a GenBank genome assembly. Lineage: Eukaryota; Viridiplantae; Streptophyta; Magnoliopsida; Rosales; Rosaceae.